AGAGAGACCAAAUAAAAAUUUCUAGAUUGAUGAUGGCGUGUGAGAGAGCAAAAUACGCUUUGAUUAUUUGCCGCCGCAAGCAAAGGGGUCACGUUCCACUAACUUUCAAGAUUCAACAAAACCCACUUUGUGUUUCCUUUUUUAUAUUUCUUCAUAUUCCUCUUUUUGUGUUAUCUUUUCUAAUAAACUAACUAAUCUUCUUCUGUAAGAAGAUAUUCUCCAGAAAAGAAAAAAAAAAAAAAAUUCUGUAAGAAGUCUUUCGGCUUUUCAACAAACUCCAGAGUUUUUGCAAUGAACAGAGGAAAUAAAAGUAAUCAGCAACCUUCAUAUAUCGCUGAUCAUUUCAGCAGCUUGGGUCAGGUGAUAACUUCUCUGAGAGAAGCUGGACUUGAAUCUUCAAAUCUGAUUCUAGGAAUUGACUUUACCAAGAGCAAUGAAUGGACAGGAAGAUACUCAUUCAAUAGAAAAAGCCUUCAUGCCAUUGGUAAAAGACAGAAUCCAUAUGAGCAAGCAAUAUCUAUAAUUGGUCGUACUUUGUCUCCCUUUGAUGAAGAUGAUCUUAUACCUUGUUUUGGUUUUGGGGAUGCAACAACACGCGAUCAAUAUGUAUUCAGCUUUUAUCCCGAGAACAAAAGCUGCCAAGGAUUGGAAAACGCUGUUAAACGAUAUAGAGAGAUUGUUCCACAUUUGAAGUUAUCUGUUGAGCAGAACAAUAUGCAAUACCAUGUUCUCGUCAUUAUUGCAGAUGGUCAGGUCACAAGGAAUCCAGAUGUUCCACUUGGUCGACUUAGUCCACAGGAAGAAGCUACUAUGAACUCUAUAAUGGCAGCUAGCCAUUACCCAUUGUCAAUCGUCUUGGUUGGAGUUGGAGAUGGACCAUGGGAUACAAUGAAACAGUUCGAUGACAAUAUCCCUCACCGUGAGUUUGAUAACUUCCAGUUUGUAAACUUCACAAAGAUAAUGUCGGAGCACAAAGAUGCGGCGAAAAAGGAGGCUGCUUUUGCACUCGCAGCUCUCAUGGAGAUCCCUUUUCAGUACAAGGCUACAUUAAGUCUCAAUAGAAAGCCAGAGCGCAGAUCUUAUCUGCCCCAUAAUCCACUGCCGCCACCACCGGAGGUUAUAGAGCGUGACAAUGCUAUUAGAUCGGUGCCACAUCCUAUGACAGAAACUGCAGAGAAAAGUGACAGAACGGCUCAUGCUACAGCGCCGGUAUGCCCGAUUUGCUUAACGAAUCCAAAGGACAUGGCUUUUAGCUGCGGUCAUACGACAUGCAAGGAAUGCGGCGUGAUUGUCACAACAUGCCCAAUGUGCAGACAACCUAUAACAACAAGGAUAAGGCUGUACACUUGACUCAGUAAAACUCUGGGCAACUUAAGGACGCUAGAGAUGAGGCAGAAGCCAUAUGGUUAACUGGUUACGCACUUGAGAUUCAUGUUCAUACUUGUGUAGCACCUUGUACAGUCCAACCAGAAGAAUAAUAAUACCUAAAUCUUGAGUUGUAGUUCGUAAUUUCGUAUGUAUUGCAGUGGCAUAUGGAUAUAAUAAAUUCCCAAAAUUCUUA
Messenger RNA from Camelina sativa (false flax), 1561 nucleotides. Lineage: Eukaryota; Viridiplantae; Streptophyta; Magnoliopsida; Brassicales; Brassicaceae. The record is from RefSeq and is a predicted model, not a curated record.